GUUUAUAUAUAGAGGAGAGAUAUUAAAGCCUUCUUCUCUAUUAACGCACCUUGCAAUAACAACAACAAAAAUAAUAAGUUCAGAAUAAUCACGGUGGAGAAACACCUUAUUUUGACGGCGACGCUGGCGGUUGAAGCUGCAACAACAACAACAACAACAUUUAGCCACCGCCACAACCACCACCUCCGGUGAGAACAAUGGGAAAAGGAGGCGGUGAGAAUAAUGAUCCGAACAAGGUUCAUGAUGAUUCUGUCGAAAUUCCAGAUACCGCGCAUCAAAUUAGCAGCGAUUCAUGGUUUCAAGUGGCAUUUGUGCUCACCAAUGGAGUCAACAGUGCUUUUGUCCUUGGAUAUUCCGGGACCGUUAUGGUUCCCUUGGGUUGGGUAGGGGGUGUAGUUGGUCUCAUUCUUGCUGCGUUGGUGUCGCUUUACGCGAAUGCCCUUAUUGCUGAUCUCCAUGAAUUAGGAGGGACUAGACACAUUAGAUAUAGAGAUCUUGCCGGAUAUGUUUACGGUAAAAAGGCAUAUAAACUCACAUGGGCUCUCCAGUAUAUCAAUCUUUUUAUGAUCAAUACUGGUUUCAUUAUUUUGGCUGGUUCAGCCUUGAAAUCUACUUACACCUUGUUUAGUGAUGAUGCUCAGCUGAAGCUUCCAUAUUGUAUUGCUAUAGCUGGAUUUGUGUGUGCAUUAUUUGCCAUAUGUAUUCCUCAUCUUUCAGCUCUUGGAAUUUGGUUGGCAGUUUCAACCGUCUUCGGCGUGAUAUACAUUGCCAUAGCAUCUGGGCUAUCAAUUAAAGAUGGAAUACAGUCACCGCCUCGAGAUUACAGCAUUCCAGGAGAAGGGGCAAGUAAAAUAUUUGAAAUUAUUGGGGCGUCUGCUAACCUAGUUUUCGCAUAUAACACCGGCAUGCUUCCUGAGAUACAGGCAACAAUUAAGCAGCCAGUUAUGAAGAACAUGAUGAAAUCCCUUUAUUUUCAGUUUACCGUCGGAGUUGUACCAUUGUACAUUAUAACCUUUUCAGGAUAUUGGGCUUAUGGAUCUUCCACAGAAACCUAUUUACUGAAUAGUACAAAAGGUCCAGUCUGGGUGAAAGCUAUUGCCAAUAUUACAGCCUUCCUUCAAUCAGUCAUCGCGCUGCAUAUAUUUGCAAGUCCGAUGUAUGAGUAUCUGGAUACUAAAAACGGAAUCAAAGGAAGCGCAAUGAAUAUUAAGAACUUGUCAUAUAGAAUCACAGUAAGAGGCGGAUACCUGGUAUUUAACACAUUCGUGGCGGCUCUCCUGCCUUUUCUCGGAGAUUUCAUGAGCCUCACGGGAGCGAUUAGCACAUUUCCCCUAACAUUUAUUCUUGCUAACCAUAUGUACAUGGUGGCAAAAAAGAACAAACUAACAAGUUUACAGAAGCUCUGGCACUGGAUCAACAUUGUUUUCUUUAGCAUCAUGUCUAUUGCAGCAGCCGUUGCAGCAGUACGGCUUAUUUCUGUAGACUCCAAAACAUACCAUCUUUUCGCAGAUAUUUGAUGAGAUUCAUUACAUUUUUACAGAGGUUGUAAUAAUGUUAGAUCCAAUCAUUGCAUGUUUCAAAUGCUUUCAUUGUUAGAAAAGAGCAUAGGAUUUUUAUGUAGAAGAUAGUAUCAAUGAAAAUCAUUAAUGUUGGAACAAUUUUUCAAAGGAAAUGUCAAAGUUUCAAUGUGGGAUAUUAUAAUGAAAGUAUCACAAUUAUGGAUUCA
Messenger RNA from Vicia villosa (hairy vetch), 1726 nucleotides. Its product is annotated as proline transporter 2-like. Gene Ontology annotation, cellular component: plasma membrane. The transcript has 7 exons. NCBI's taxonomy places the organism in Eukaryota, Viridiplantae, Streptophyta, Magnoliopsida, Fabales, Fabaceae. Bases 198 to 1517 code for a protein of 439 amino acids. The record is from RefSeq and is a predicted model, not a curated record.